This is a messenger RNA of Desarmillaria tabescens, 1373 nucleotides long. Its product is annotated as NADP-dependent oxidoreductase domain-containing protein. Gene Ontology annotation, cellular component: cytosol. NCBI's taxonomy places the organism in Eukaryota, Fungi, Basidiomycota, Agaricomycetes, Agaricales, Physalacriaceae. Gene Ontology annotation, molecular function: aldose reductase (NADPH) activity. The record is from RefSeq and is a predicted model, not a curated record. Bases 141 to 1373 code for a protein of 410 amino acids. The transcript has 9 exons.
GCGGAAUAGAACUUCACAUUUCAACAUGUGAGCAUCAUAAUGCGCGAUAAGGUGCUUAUCUUUCCCGGCCGGCCCGGGUGCAAUAUCUCUCUCUCGUCACUUUGCUUACUCAGUUGAAACCACCUAUCGCAGUUGCAACCAUGCUUUCGAAAGCGACCUACGAGCAAUUGCCCACUCACAAUGGGUCCAAAACCAAAGCAUGGCACUGUAAAACGAAACGAGUCUGCAUAAUCUUCCUGGUGUUCUUCACCCUCGGUAUCGGCCUACAUCGUACUGGAUUUACGCGGUCGUUGUUGGGUGCUGGAAGGUGUAGCAAGUAUACCCCGUCUACAGGAGAAGGUCUGCCUACGCACUACACGUUACCCUCUGGAGACAAGAUUCCCUCGGUUGCUCUUGGUCUCUGGAAAGCAGGAAAGAACAAAGUUGGAAGAGCAGUGCAGACUGCGGUGAAGUCUGGAUAUCAGCAUCUUGACGGUGCUUGGAUCUACGGGAAUGAAGCCGAGGUGGGCGCCGCGCUGAAACGAACAAACAUCCUUCGUGAAGAUAUUUGGUUGACUUCCAAGGUGUCUAAACCGACAAUACUUCCGCGGGUGCGGAUGCUAAUCUGUCCUUGUCAGCUGUGGAACUCUUUUCAUGACCCAGAAGAUGUUGAAAAUGCUCUUGACGAGUCACUGUCUCGACUAGGGACUGAUUACUUGGAUCUCUAUCUCAUUCAUUGGUCUGUAAAGUUUGCAUUCGCGAAUAUGUUUACUUAUCUUUUAAGAAAUCUCACCCUUAGGCCCCUUGCCCUUAACAAAGAUGGGUCUGUGUACAAUCAAGAACUCACUGAUGAUCCGUAUCCUACUUGGAAGAAGCUUGAAGAAUUGGUCGACAAGGGUAAAAUCAGAAAUAUUGGUGUCAGCAAUUUCAAUAUACGCAGAAUCCAAAAUUUGACCGCUAAUCCCUUGAAAUAUCCACCCGCGGUUAACCAGGUCGAGAUCAAUUUCUGGUUCCCACAGCCGGAGUUAUUAGCCUGGUCUAAGGAGUACGGGAUAUUGUUAGAAGCGUAUUCCCCUCUUGGGGGCGAUGGACCCGUCGGAGAAACGCUCUCUGUCCCUGUGGUCAAGGAAAUUGCCGCUGAACUUGAUAUCACUCCUGCCCAAGUAAUCAAUUCAUGGCAUGUCCAACGCGGGACCGUCGUCCUUCCAAAAAGUGUAACUCCAUGCAGAGUGGAGGAAAACUUACAUAGUACUUUGACUAACUUGAGUUGGAUAGUCACGAAACUUCCGGAUGAACUAUUUGAGAAGCUGGAGACAGCCGCGAUAUCGCACGAACCGAAGCGAGGGGUGAAUCCGAGCAAAGGCUGGGGUAUCGAUUUUGACAUCUUUGAUUAA